Effrenium voratum is the source of this 1808-nucleotide messenger RNA. NCBI's taxonomy places the organism in Eukaryota, Dinophyceae, Suessiales, Symbiodiniaceae. The record is from the annotation of a GenBank genome assembly.
GUUUGCUUGCCAGCCUGGCACUAGCGGCACUAGCGCGCAUCCCUGCCUGCGGCUGGCAUGAAUUCUGUGCCGAUUCUUCGUCAGCUGCAGAAGCACGCCAACAAUGGCAUACCCUUGGCCGUGCUGGAGCAUACCAAGGUUGAAGAUCAGAAAGUCCAGCUGUCCUACUUGGAUUUGCUUUGCUGCGUGAGAUCCCUGUCCAGCAGCCUGAAAGUUCUGCUGGACGCAAAGGCCCAAAAGCUGCCGAGGCAUGUGGCCUUCUUUGUGAAUCCCGGCGCCGCGUAUGUGGUGACCGAGUUGUCCAUUUGGGCAGCUGGUGGUGUGUCUGUACCACUCUCCAUCCACUCUCCAGUACCAGAGCUGGAGUAUUUCGUGAAGGACAGCGAGAGCUGUUUGUGCCUCGCAGAUUCUGCCGGCGCGUCCAAGAUGAGGACGGUGGCGGAGAAGCUGGACAGGUUCUUUGCAGAGAUCAAGGCAAACGAAAGCCCUGUGUCCUUCUGCCUGUUCGCAGAAGGUGCGAAUGACGUGAAGGCGCCAAAGGCGGAGCUUUCUUGCUUCAGCUGCUGCUGCGGCCUCUUUGCCAAACCUGCGGUUGACUCCAAUGCACUGAUCCUCUACACCUCGGGCACCACCGGCCAGCCGAAAGGUGUUGUCCACACUUUCAGGAGCCUCACUUCGCAGAUGGUGUCUCUCAGUCAGGCUUGGAAGUGGUCGUCCAGCGACAGGACUCUUCAUGUUUUGCCGCUGCACCACAUCCACGGCGUGCAGAACAUCCUGAACACUGCGCUGUACAACGGCGCCGCCGUGGAGUUCUGCGGCUUCGAUUCCGCCUUCUGUCUGAAGCGUCUCACUUCCGGCCUCAUCACUUGCUUCCACGCAGUGCCCACGGUCUACGUGAAGUUUACCCAGUACUUGGACUCACUGCCUCCAGAUGAGAAGGCAGCAUUGUGCCUCGGCUUGCGCAAGCCGAACCUGAGGUACAUGGUCUCGGGGUCUGCGGCGCUUCCGGUGCCCACCAUGAAGAGCUGGGCGGAGAUCUCCGGGCAUGUGCUCUUGGAGCGGUAUGGCAUGACAGAGAUCGGCAUGGCCUUGAGCAACAAGAUCGAUGGCACGCGGUUCCCCGGGUGCGUCGGAUGGCCUCUACCGCAAGUACAGGUCAAGCAAGACCAGGAUGGCGGCAUCCUGGUGAAAGGCGGCCCGGUCUUCAAAGAGUACUACAAGCGAAAGGAAGCCACGGCAAAGGAGUUCACCAGCGAUGGCUUCUUCAGGACAGGAGACAAUGCCCAGAAGGGCGGCUCCCCAGAAGAGCUGCAAAAGCUGCAGGACGACGCCAGGGAGGUGGAGGCAGCCUCUGGGCGGCCUUUGAAGGGGACUAAGCAGGAGCCAGAUCGUGCGCUCGGCACCAUCUUCCGAAUUCUGGGCCGCACAUCUGUGGACAUCAUCAAGAGCGGAGGCUACAAGAUCUCUGGUCUGGAGAUCGAGAGUGUCUUGCUGCAGCACGAGAAGAUCCGGGAAUGCGCAGUGGUGGGCAAGCCUGACGAGACCUGGGGUGAGAAGGUGACAGCAGUGUGCGUGCUGGAGAGUGGGACAUCACUGGACAUCAAGGAGCUGCGUGACUGGGGCAAGGAGCGCAUGGCAUCCUACAAGGUGCCGCAGGAGCUGGACAUUGUCACUGAGCUGCCUCGAAACCAGAUGGGCAAGCUGGAGAAGAAGAAGAUUCUGGAGAGGUUUAAGCAGUCGGCAUGAGCUUCUCAUCGCUUCAAGUAGGCCGGCAUGUGCCAAUCCACAAGGAUGGACGGGACAGCCGU